AUGAGUGACAUUGCGAUUAUUGGGUAUCCUUUCAAGCUUCCCCAGGAUGUCAACGAUGACACAAGCUUCUGGGCUGUUCUCCAAAACCGCCGAAACUUGGCGUCUGACUGGCCUGGGGAUCGUGUCAAGGUUGACUCGUGCAUAAACACUAGAAAACCAGCCCUUGGAUCCACUAUCCCAGUCGAUGCUGGUAUUCUUCUUCAGGUCGCUAUUGUUGACGCCAUAUCGAAUCUCUGCGCCUAUGAGGCAUCGCUUGAUGAACAACUGGACCGUGGAGAUGGCCUGUUUCAUUCUCGUCGUCUGGAAGGCAGCUCCCAUUUAUGCUGGACUGGGGAGCAGAGGAUAUACACAACAGAGACAUUCUUCAAUGCCCUGGGGCAGAAUAUCCGUGUUGUUGCCCCGGGAGGUGACUCUCUCAAACGAUCCUUUGAUCUCGCUGGGCGAUUGGCGAAGGUUGAAGCCUACGCGUCUGUCAGUAGUGUUGUUGCCACAGCCUCUAUCGACCAUGUCACAUACGAGCCCGACGAUCAAGUGGGCUCGGUUCUCUACGGCAACGGAGCAUUGGUCAAAAAUACCUAUGGUAUAUCUGAUCACAGACUACUGAAAAGUCGCAACACUAGCACUGAGGAGGGUCGUGUGCUGCAGGACAUCUCAUCCUGGUACGACUGCAUGGGCCGACUAGUUCGAAGGGAAGAUAAGGCACAACAGACUCUCUUCUUUGACAAUUGUCGUAUCAGUCUUACUGAAGACUUUACCUACGACUCUCUCGGCCAGUUGGUUGAGUCCGGGGGUUGUGAGUUGACAAAUCUCCUGACGGUCCUGGGAGAACCAGUCCACCAGAUCCUCACCUACGUCGCUCUACCAAUCUUUCAGGAGACGGGAAACAAAUGGCACCGUUUGUAG
This is a messenger RNA of Fusarium verticillioides 7600, 903 nucleotides long. RefSeq lists its product as hypothetical. The transcript is spliced from 3 exons. Bases 1 to 903 code for a protein of 300 amino acids. The record is from RefSeq and is a predicted model, not a curated record. Gene Ontology annotation, molecular function: acyltransferase activity. Lineage: Eukaryota; Fungi; Ascomycota; Sordariomycetes; Hypocreales; Nectriaceae.